GCGCCAUCACAGGAUAACUGCCUCUAUUCCACAAAGAAGAGACUGGUUUCUGUGAUUAUGGCUGCUGUCAUGCGAAGUGGACUGGUAACAUUGAUCAAGGGUCUAAGUGGCCCACAGUGGCAGCCGCUUUUCUGUCGACCCUUGAGCAUAUCUGCGGUUCGCUCUGGUUCCGAAGCGCCGCCCGCUCGUGCAGAUGCAACCUUUAAGGUCACAAUGGUUCCAGGAGAUGGUGUUGGACCUGAGCUGAUGUCUGCUGUCAAGGAUGUGUUCAAAGCAGGCGAUGUCCCUGUGGAAUUUGAGGAGUUUCAUUUGAGUGAAGUACAGAACAUGGCCAGCGAGGAGAAGCUUGAGCAAGUGUUGAACUCUAUGAAGAGCAACAGAGUAGCAAUUAAAGGAAAGAUCCACACACCCAUGGAGUUCAAAGGGGAGUUGGCUUCUUAUGAGAUGAAACUGAGACGUAAACUGGACCUGUUUGCCAAUGUGGUUCACGUGAAUAGCUUGCCGGGCUACACCACGCGCCACAACAAUUUGGACCUUGUGAUCAUCCGAGAACAGACAGAGGGGGAGUACAGCUCCUUGGAGCAUGAGAGUGUGACUGGUGUGAUUGAAUGUCUGAAAAUCAUCACCAGAGAGAAGUCAAGGCGCAUCGCCAAGUUUGCCUUCGAUUAUGCCACCAAGAAGGGGCGAAACAAGGUCACGGCUGUUCACAAGGCCAAUAUCAUGAAAUUAGGCGAUGGCCUUUUUCUGCAGAGCUGUGCGGAAGUGGCACAGCUCUACCCCAAAAUCAAAUAUGAGAACAUAAUCAUCGAUAACUGUUGCAUGCAGUUGGUUCAGAACCCUUACCAGUUUGAUGUGCUGGUAAUGCCCAACUUGUAUGGAAACAUUAUUGACAACUUGGCAGCAGGACUGGUAGGAGGGGCCGGCGUUGUUCCCGGCGAAAGCUACAGUGCAGAAUAUGCAGUUUUUGAAACGGGUGCCCGCCAUCCCUUUGCACAAGCAGUAGGCAGGAACAUUGCCAACCCCACAGCCAUGCUGCUGAGUUCCGCAAACAUGCUCCGGCACCUCAAUCUGGAUUAUCACUCCCAAAUGGUGUCAGAUGCUGUCAAAAGGGUCAUCAAACAAGGGAAGGUACGGACGCGAGACCUUGGCGGUUACUGUACCACAGGAGACUUUGUGCGUGCUGUUUUGGAAAACCUGCGAUACCGAUCUAUUUAGAUGUGUUCUUCCAUUUACGUACACUUACCCAUGAUGUUUCUUUAAUGUGGACAUUGAUAUGUCACGAAAUGUUAUUUGGUGCUUGUCUCCUUGACCACAUGACGGUUGGCAAGAUUUACUCAUCCUAUUGAUGUGUUACGAGAACCUGACAAUGAUCAUGGAGCUGCUGCUUAACAAUGUAUACACUAACAGAGUGUCAUUUCAACAAUUAAAAGCUGGACCGCCACUGUACGUGAACGCUGAAUGUUCUGUGACUUAUCAAAUUAUUGAAAUCCGUUUAAGUUCACAGCAAGGCAUCCACCAAUGCGGUGUGACGUUUUUCUACGUGGUGAAACUGUUUGUUAAACCUCCUCAACUUUGAAUUAUUUUGCAGGUCUUACUUUGCUCUACUGGGAGGUAUUUUUUUUUGGGGUGGGGGGUGAGGGAGGGUUCAAUACUGUUUGAGAAUAUUCAUGUUCAUUACCGUAAUUCAUUAAAAAGUGUAACUAUACAAUUUGAUAAAGCAAAUAAAGACAACUACAGACGCACCCUUUUGAA
This is a messenger RNA of Hippocampus comes (tiger tail seahorse), 1752 nucleotides long. RefSeq names its product isocitrate dehydrogenase (NAD(+)) 3 non-catalytic subunit beta (gene idh3b). The transcript is spliced from 11 exons. The record is from RefSeq and is a predicted model, not a curated record. Gene Ontology annotation, molecular function: NAD binding; oxidoreductase activity, acting on the CH-OH group of donors, NAD or NADP as acceptor; magnesium ion binding. Gene Ontology annotation, cellular component: mitochondrion. NCBI's taxonomy places the organism in Eukaryota, Metazoa, Chordata, Actinopteri, Syngnathiformes, Syngnathidae. Bases 58 to 1215 code for a protein of 385 amino acids. Gene Ontology annotation, biological process: isocitrate metabolic process; tricarboxylic acid cycle.